ACACACGAACAAUAUCUCCUUGUUUCUUCUUCAGAGAGCAGCUGUGAAAGAAAUUGGGGGAGGGAGAUGAACAUAACAUCCCAUCUUUGUGUUUCAUACAGAGCAAAGCUUUUAGACCAGCCUUCCUGAACUGUAGGGGGCGGGGCAUGCCUUAAAAUUAAACAUCAGUGACCUGAGCAGGCUUAUAAAAUAAGCUUGGGAGAAGUCAGUCACCAAGACAGGGCAUCUCAGAGUGGAUGAUUUUGCGUGUGGAAACUGCUUUCACCUCGAUAAAAAAGGUCCGUCUCCAGCCUCCCAGCCCAAAGAUGGUGCCAGCGCUGCUGCUGCUGCUCCCUGCCCUGGCUGGCCUCUUCGGAGCAGCUGAGGGACAAGCUUUCCAUCUCGGGAAAUGCCCCAAUCCUCCGGUGCAGGAGAAUUUUGACGUGAAUAAGUAUCUUGGAAGAUGGUAUGAAAUUGAGAAGAUCCCAGUGAGCUUUGAGAAGGGAAGUUGCAUCCAAGCCAACUACUCAUUAAAGGAAAAUGGAAAUGUCAAAGUCAUAAACAAGGAACUGAGAGCUGAUGGAACUGUGAAUCAAAUUGAAGGUGAAGCCACCCAGGAGAACAUCACAGAGCCUGCCAAGUUGGGAGUUAAGUUUUUCUGGUUCAUGCCGUCAGCUCCAUACUGGGUCCUGGCCACCGACUAUGAAAACUACGCCCUCGUGUACUCCUGUACCACAAUCAUCUGGCUUUUUCACAUGGAUCAUGUUUGGAUCUUGGGAAGAAACCCUUAUCUCCCUCCAGAAACAGUGACCUAUCUCAAAGAUAUCCUGACCUCUAAUAACAUUGAAGUUGAGAAAAUGACGAUCACAGAUCAGGUGAACUGUCCCGAGUCCAUGUAACCAGGCUCUAAAGGGAGCUGCAUUCACUCCAUGUUCCUUCUCUUGCUUUGCUUUCCCCUAUACCAACCCUCAUAAAGACAAACCAAACCACCAGAGCAAACUAUUACACCUACCAGAAGGGAAAUGUGGCAGCAGAAGCUAAUGGAGAAGAACCCAAGGCAACUUGGCCCAAACAUUUAGCCAUGCACCAUUCUGUUACCUUGCGUGUCUGAUAAUAAACUUGCUGCUGACCUGCUGUGCUCACAGUAGAUUCUAAACUGGACUAAUUAUUGUGGGGUUUUAAUUAGAAGCUUAAGUUUGGAAAUCCUUAAGCAGUGAUGUUGAAAAAAAAAAUGAAGCCCUGAACAGUUUAAAGGUAACAAUCCUGUUUCUAGAAAGAGAAAGCUGAUGGCAAAGUGACCUGAAUCCAGGUGCCCCCAUCCUGCAAUAGGCAGUCCUUAGCGGGGGGAAUCCUAUGGAAUUUUUGAGUCUCUGACAGGCAGUUUCCUGGAAACAUUUGCUCUCAGGAGGUCUUCAGAACCACGUGAAGAAUGGGACCAUCUUGAGUCUGUGCAAUGAAGAGAGUCUGUGAGGGAGAAGCCAUGGGAAUUUUUUAAGAAAAUAAUUUUUUUGUCUUUUAUUCAACUGAUACUUACUGGGACUCAAGAGCAUUCCAGGCAUUGAGAAAUAGAAUCCAUUUCCUCCCACAGAAGCUCACAGACUAGCGAGGGAGACUGACAAGUAGAGAUAUGGAUUUUAAUCCAAGCUGAGGGGUGCAAAGGCAGAGGCGUAUGGAGGGAGCCGGGGAAGCUCUGAGAAGAUCUCAACCCCUGCCAGACACAGGCACUUACGAGGUGGUACAGUCACACAUUGGGGCAUUCCAGCUUCAAGGAGUCAGGAAGCACCUGGAGUUUGCUGCUGAUUCUUUCUUUCUUUUUUUUUUUUCACAUUUUAACUCUUAAAAUCAAAAUAGCCUCAAAAUGAUCACCCUGCGAUUAUUCUUAUCUCGCACAAAAUUUGUAAUCCAUUAAUGUUUGGGAAAUGAAUAGAAAAUGAAGACAUUUGAUUAGAUUUUUGCAUUUUCAGCACAAAUAUAAAAUAUUCAUUUCCUGGA
Capra hircus (goat) is the source of this 1971-nucleotide messenger RNA. RefSeq names its product apolipoprotein D (gene APOD). The record is from RefSeq and is a predicted model, not a curated record. The transcript is spliced from 5 exons. Gene Ontology annotation, biological process: lipid transport; brain development; tissue regeneration. NCBI's taxonomy places the organism in Eukaryota, Metazoa, Chordata, Mammalia, Artiodactyla, Bovidae. Gene Ontology annotation, molecular function: cholesterol binding. The coding region runs from base 237 to 878 and encodes 213 amino acids.